Astrephomene gubernaculifera is the source of this 1844-nucleotide messenger RNA. The record is from the annotation of a GenBank genome assembly. Lineage: Eukaryota; Viridiplantae; Chlorophyta; Chlorophyceae; Chlamydomonadales; Astrephomenaceae.
GCUGGUUAUUCUGAUGCAAUUACUUCCGUUAUGCGUUCACAAGUAAUUGCUGAUUACAAUAGGUGUUUCCACUCCUUUAUAAGACCGCUGAUAUGACUGCAGAUAGCUUAGCUUUCUUUCCGUUCCUUGCAACGUUGUGUACUCCAAAGUACAAUUUUAUUUGAAGUAGGAAAUAGCCGUAGACAAGUCAGACGUGACGAAAAAAGAGCGUCCGACGGUUUCGAACGGGUCGACGAACCUACUCGAUAGGACCCAACUCUAGCGGGUGGACCACGAGCAGGCAGCUACAAAGAAAGACGUGGGAGCCGGCGGCCUUACGGCGCUAGGGCUGGCCGGGCAUUGGCCCACAUGGGGGCUUGUGUUUCCGCUACUUCCAAGGAGGAGAGCGAGCUAGCGAAACAGUUGCUGGGUGAGAAGAAGGGCAAUGACGCCCACACGGUGCGGCGGCUGUCCGCACUGGGCAUGACGGAGGGCAAGGUGUGGAUCACCCGGCAGACCUCCGACAUACACAAGGUGUUCAAAUUCGGCCAGCAGAUCAACAAGGGCCAGUUCGGGGUCAUCUACGUGGUCACGGACGCGGCAGGCGAGCGGUUCGCGUGCAAGCAGAUCAGCAAACGCAAGCUGACGGGGCCAACCGCCAUCCGGGAUGUACGGCGGGAGAUCGAGAUCCUGCACCACUUGAGAGGUCACCCCAACGUGAUCACCUUCCACGGGGCGUACGAGGACAGCGAUGAUGUGUACCUGGUCAUGGAGCUGUGCACGGGCGGCGACCUGUUUGAGCGCAUCGAGGCCGCCUCCGCCAUCACGGAGCGAUCCGCCGCCGCCCUGUUCCGGGAGCUGGUGGAGGUGGUGUCGUACUGCCACACGCUGGGUGUACUGCACCGGGACCUGAAGCCCGAGAACUUCCUGAUCACACAGCCCGGCCCCGACGCACGCACCAAGCUGGCCGACUUUGGCCUCAGCUGCUUCUUCCGCGAGGGGCAGCAGUUCUCGGAGGCGGUGGGGUCGGCGUACUACAUGGCACCAGAGGUCAUUGAGCGGCAGUACGGCAAGUCGUGCGAUGUGUGGUCGCUGGGGGUGAUCCUGCACAUCCUGCUGUGCGGCUGCCCGCCCUUCAGCGGCGCCUCGGAUGCGGACAUCAUUAAGGCGGUCAAGAGCCAGGCCCUGGACCUGUCGGAGCCCCCCUGGCCCUCCAUCUCGCGCCCCGCUCGCCAGCUGGUGGGGCUCAUGCUGGACAAGGACCCGGCGGAGAGGAUACGGCUGGACCAGGUGCUGGCCCACCCCUGGCUGCGGCUGGACAGCAGCGCCCCGCAGCGACCCAUUCCAAGUGGUGUACGCGACCGCAUCAGCCGCUUCCGCGCCUUCAACACCUUCAAGCGGGAGGCUCGCCGCAUCCUGGCAGCUGCACUGCCGCCGGAGGAGGUGGCGGGUCUCAAGCUGUUGUUCGAGGAGCUGGAUGCGGACCGAGACGGGCUGCUGUCGGUGACUGAGCUGCGGGACGGACUGGCGCGCAAGGGGGACGUGCUGAGGGGCGAGGAGGUGGCGGCGCUGCUGAAGGUGGCGGAUAUCAACGCGGACGGAUUCAUAGACUACUGCGAGUUCGUGGCCUCCACCUACACCCUCAGCAAGAUGGUGCAGCAGGAGGUGCUGGCGAAGGCCUUUGCGCACUUUGACAUCAACCGGGAUGGCUUCAUCAGCAGGGACGAGCUCUCCCAGGCCCUCUCCCAGCUGCCCCCCUCCGCUGCCGGCGGCCCCAGUGUGGCGGCCCUGCUGGCGGAGGCGGACCUCAACCGGGACGGCAAGAUUGACUACCGGGAGUUCUGCAACAUGGUGCUGGCCUCGGG